UCUUGCUUUUAUAUCCAGCAGGAAGAAGCGAGCAGGCAGCCACAGUUUGUCUGUAAGUGCUGUGCACAACUAUCCUGCAGAUAUGGAGAGGAAGCGUCCAGGCAUGACUUCAGGUGCCCGAAUGCCCCAUCAAGGUGCCCCUAUGGGCCCCCCUGGACCCCCAUAUGGAGGAACACCCGCAAUUCGGGCAGGAAUACCUAACCCCUCUCUGGACCCAAACCGCAAACGUCCAAAUACCACUCCACCUGUGCAAGCCUCUGCAGUCCAGAACCGGUCAAGAAGUGCCAAGAGACGGAAAAUGGCAGACAAGAUUCUCCCUCAGAGGAUCCGGGAGCUGGUGCCCGAGUCGCAGGCGUACAUGGACCUACUGGCUUUUGAGCGCAAACUGGACCAAACCAUUAUGAGGAAGAGGGUGGAUAUUCAAGAGGUCCUUAAAAGACCUAUGAAGCAGCAAAAGCGGAAGCUGCGUUUGUACAUCUCCAACACAUUCAACCCCGCUAAGCCUGAUUCAGAGGACUCUGAGGGCAGCAUUGCAUCCUGGGAGCUACGAGUAGAAGGCAAACUGCUGGAAGAUGCUGGAAAGCAAAAGAGGAAGUUCUCUUCAUUCUUUAAAAGUUUGGUUAUUGAGCUGGAUAAGGACCUGUAUGGCCCUGAUAACCACUUAGUGGAGUGGCAUCGCACUGGAACGACCCAAGAGACAGACGGCUUUCAGGUUAAGAGACCUGGUGAUGUGAAUGUGCGGUGCACUUUGCUCCUCAUGCUGGAUUAUCAGCCUCCCCAGUUUAAGCUGGAUCCUCGGCUUGCCCGGCUGCUAGGUAUCCACACACAGACACGCUCCUGCAUCAUUCAGGCCCUGUGGCAGUAUGUCAAGACUAAUAAGCUGCAAGACUCACACGAAAAGGAAUACAUCAAUUGUGACAAGUAUUUCCAGCAGAUCUUCGACUGCCCACGUCUGAAGUUCAGCGAGAUUCCUCAGCGGCUCACCAACCUGCUUCUACCACCCGACCCGAUUGUAAUAAAUCAUAUCAUCAGCAGUGUGGACCCCAGCGAUCACAAAAAGACGGCCUGUUAUGACAUAGACGUCGAGAUGGACGAUCCUCUAAAGACCCAAAUGAACGGCUUCCUGCUCUCGACAGCCAAUCAGCAAGAGAUAGCGUCACUAGACAACAAGAUACAUGAGACCAUCGAGUCCAUCAACCAGCUGAAGAUCCAGAGAGAUUUCAUGCUAAGUUUCUCCAAGGAUCCCAGGGGCUACAUUCGGGACUGGAUAUGUUCACAAAACAGAGACCUUAAGGUUAUGACAGAUGUGGUGGGAAACCCAGAAGAGGAAAGAAGAGCAGAGUUUUAUAAUCAACCCUGGUCUCAGGAAGCUGUCAGUCGAUACUUCUACUGCAAGAUCCAGCAACGGAGACAAGAACUUGAACAGGCCUUGGCCAUGCGCACCACUUGAACUCAUUUCACUUUGGAGCAGAAGUUACCAGCUUUUUAGUUGCCAGUUACUCUGGGGAGUUUUAAUUUUGCAAUGAACAUCCAGCAGGGUGAUUGUGUGUUAUUUAAAGGACAGUUUGU
Trichomycterus rosablanca is the source of this 1569-nucleotide messenger RNA. It is a transcript of the gene smarcd3a, whose product is annotated as SWI/SNF related, matrix associated, actin dependent regulator of chromatin, subfamily d, member 3a. Gene Ontology annotation, molecular function: transcription coregulator activity. NCBI's taxonomy places the organism in Eukaryota, Metazoa, Chordata, Actinopteri, Siluriformes, Trichomycteridae. Gene Ontology annotation, cellular component: SWI/SNF complex; nucleus. The transcript has 13 exons. Gene Ontology annotation, biological process: regulation of transcription by RNA polymerase II. The record is from RefSeq and is a predicted model, not a curated record. Bases 83 to 1450 code for a protein of 455 amino acids.